Messenger RNA from Cercopithifilaria johnstoni, 2838 nucleotides. The record is from the annotation of a GenBank genome assembly. NCBI's taxonomy places the organism in Eukaryota, Metazoa, Nematoda, Chromadorea, Rhabditida, Onchocercidae.
AUGGCAUCUUCAUCGGAGCAAUUCUCAACAUCAAUAAUAUUCAACGAUCAACAGCGUGAUCUCAUUCACCAUGUUGCAUUCGAUUUUCAUGGACGACGGAUUGCUACAUCUUCCAGUGAUAUGAUGGUGUGUGUAUGGAAUUUGUCACCAAAUGGUAGCUGGGUCAAAUCAGCUUCAUGGAAGGGUCAUGGUGGACCUGUUUGGAAAGUAAUUUGGGCUCAUCCUGAAUUUGGACAAAUUUUGGCUACGUGUUCGUUUGAUCGAAGUGUAACGAUAUGGGAGGAAAUGGUGCGUCAACCGAUUAAGACAAUAACGAGAAAUGGUCUACAGAGUGGCCAGAAGCAAGACGAAGCACGUUGGAGACGUUGUUGUCAACUUGUUGACAGUCGUCAUAACGUUACUGAUAUCAAGUUUGCUCCGAGGCAUCUUGGAUUAAUGCUUGCAACUGUGUCUUCCCAGGGAAUAUUACGAGUAUAUGAAGCUCCAGACAUUAUGAAUUUAUCGAUGUGGAGUCUGAAUCAGGAUAUCAUUGUUUUUCGAUACCGUUGUAGUUGCCUCUCGUGGAGUACACAUCGUCUUACAAAACCGCUUAUUGCUGUGGGAUCGGAUGAUGCACAUACAACUGGGAAACGAGUGGUUGUAUAUGAGUAUCAUGACAAUCUUCGAAAGUGGCGACUGUUGAAUACUCCAACCUUAAAAGUAACUGAGCCGGUGACAGAUAUUGCUUUUGCACCACCUGCCGGACGAUCAUAUCAUUUGCUCGCUGUUGGCUCUAAAGACAUUUGCAUCUUCAAGUUGAUUGAGAUCGGAAAAACAACAGGCUUUAAUACUGAUUCGAUUGAACGAGGUGGACUAACUGAAUAUGACAUAACACAGUUGGAAGUACUUGAAAAUCCGUCCCAUUCACCUGUUCAGGUUUGGCGCUUGUCAUGGAACAUAACUGGGACAAUCUUAACGACUGGAAACUCAGACGGAUACAUACGGCUAUGGAAAGAAAAUUUAUUGAAAAAAUGGAGUCUUGUCGCAACAGUUAAAUCGGCAGAGGACUAUAAACCAUCUGAUGAUGAUCCGAAAGCUACAACAUCAAUAAGUUCACUUACCAGAGAAAAUCAUAAUGAACAAAGUCGUGCAGAAAUUGAGGAAUUGUGGAAGAAGAAAGAUGUUGGAGAGUUGAAAUCAAGAAUGUGUGGUAAGCUGUCAUUUGGCACAGCUGGUGUGCGAACAAAAAUGGAAGCUGGUUUCUGUCGGUUAAAUGAUUUUACAAUACUGAUGCUAACCAAUGGUUUUGCCAUACAUUUAAAACAUGUGUAUAAUCGUCAAAGCAAUGGUGUCGUCAUUGGUUAUGAUAGUCGUUAUAACAGCGAACGAUGGGCUAAAUUAGCUGCGAAUGUAUUUGUUCAUAAUGGAAUCAAAGUGUAUCUCUUCUCAAAAUGUUGCCCAACACCUCUUGUGUCUUACGCAACAAUGCGAUUCAAAUGUGAUGCUGGUUUGAUGAUAACAGCUUCUCAUAAUCCAAAACACGAUAAUGGUUACAAAGCUUAUUGGACAAAUGGAGCGCAGAUAUUGGCACCUCAUGAUUCGGAAAUAUGUCGACUUGCUUAUGAAAAUAUGGAACUAAAAUCGGAAUAUUGGAAUAUAUCAAAACUUUCAGUAAAUUCACUGCUACAUUCAGCUGAUCCCAUAAUAGAAAAAUACUUCACCGAAGAAUUGUUUCUGUGUCGUUAUAAGUCUCUGAACGAAAAAUGUCCAGUGAAAUUCACUUAUACCGCAUUUCAUGGUGUUGGAUUACCAUAUAUGACAAGAAUGUUGAAAGAUUUCGGAUUUCCAUUUGAAAACAUAAUUAUUGUGCAGGAGCAUGCGGAACCAAAUCCCGAUUUUCCAACACUGCCAUUUCCAAAUCCAGAAGAAGGUCAGAAAGUGUUCGCAAUACCUAUAGCAACAGCUAAUAAACACAACUCUAGCAUAAUUCUAGCCAACGACCCGGAUGCUGAUCGUUUCCAGUUAGCGGAAAAACAACCCGAAGGUGAAUGGAAGAUUUUCACGGGGAAUGAAAUGGGUGCUCUGAUGUCAUGGUGGAUUUGGCAUUGCUGGAGGGAGCAAAAUCCGAAAAAAGAUCCAUCAAAUUUGUACAUCAUCAGUAGUGUUGUUUCAUCUUCAAUAAGUCGCACUAUUGCUACCAAAGAAGGUUUCAAAAGUGAGUUAGGCUUAACUGGAUUCAAAUGGCUGGGAAAUAAAUCGGAUGAGCUUCGCCGUCUCGGGAAAACUGUGUUAUUCGCAUGGGAAGAAUCAAUUGGUUUUAUGCUAGGACAUACUCUUGAUAAAGAUGGUAUUACUGCAGCGGCAGCAUUCGCUGAAUUGACAUCUUAUUUAUAUUCCAAGCAAUUAACUCUUGCUCAACAACUUAUCAACAUUUAUAGCGAGUAUGGUUUCCAUCUAAUUAGUAGCUCGUAUUGGUUUGUACCCAAUCAAACAACAAUGAAGAAUAUUUUUACAAAAAUGCGUAAGGAUAGUAAGUACCCGCAAAAAAUCGGGAAAUUCAACAUUAAAUAUGUGCGCGAUCUGACGAUUGGAUAUGAUAAUGAACAACCUGGAAAUAAACCGAUUCUACCAGUCAGUACUUCAUCCGAAAUGAUUACAUUCACAUUAUCGGACGGUAGUUGGACAACAAUACGGGCAAGUGGAACUGAACCAAAAAUCAAAUAUUACAUUGAAUUCAAAUCGUCGCCAGGCAAAACGAAAGACCUAGCUGAUGUACAGAAACAACUUGCCGAACUAGAGCAAGCGGUAAUCGACAAUUUCUUGGAGCCGAAAAUUAAUGGUCUCAUUGCAAGAUGCUGA